Molecule: messenger RNA, 2396 nt
Organism: Sebastes umbrosus (honeycomb rockfish)
Lineage: Eukaryota; Metazoa; Chordata; Actinopteri; Perciformes; Sebastidae
Gene: scarb1
Product: scavenger receptor class B, member 1
Exons: 14
Coding region: 221-1750 (509 amino acids)
Biological process (GO): plasma lipoprotein particle clearance; cholesterol efflux; recognition of apoptotic cell
Cellular component (GO): caveola; cytoplasm
Molecular function (GO): scavenger receptor activity; low-density lipoprotein particle binding; lipid binding
Source: RefSeq, a predicted model, not a curated record
AGUAUAAAUAUGGAGACAACAGCAGCACAUCAACUACAUCGAUCUGACAGAUUGAAAACGCCGGCUGGACUCGAGACUAUCACUUCAAACCGACAGAGUUUAACUCAGAGAGGUUGUUGUAGUCCUGCAGAGUUAGAUAGCUGCGUGUAGUCGUGUAGUUGUUUAUCUUUGUGGACAUUUAAACCAGCUGCUAACAGACAUCAGCUGUCAAUAACAAACAAUGGCAAUCAAUAAAGCUAAAGUCGCUGUUGGUUUUAUAGUACUGGGUGUCCUCACCGUGUUCUUUGGGACGCUUCUAACCUUUGUGGGUCCAAUAAUCAUCGACGACCAAGUAGUGAAGAACACAGUGAUCGACCCGAAGAAUGAAAUGUCCUACACCAUGUGGAAGGACGUCCCUGUCCCGUUCUACAUGUCCGUCUACUUCUUCAACGUCCUGAACCCUCAAGAGAUCCUGAAGGGAGAGAAGCCCAUGGUGGAGCAGCGAGGACCUUUUGUGUACAGAAAACGCAUUCAGAAAGACAACAUCACAUUUCACGACAACGGUACAGUGUCCUACAGGGAGUACAGAAGAUACGCCUUUGAGCCGACCAUGUCUUCAGGGAACGAGUCCGACGUCGUCACCAUCCCCAACAUGUUGGUGCUGGGAGCAGCAGUCAUGAUGGAAAACAUGCCCUUCGCCGUGCGUUUAAUGAUCAGCACCACCUUCAAGACCUUCAAGGAGGGGCCCUUCCUGACCAAGACAGUAGGGGAGCUGAUGUGGGGUUAUGACAGCGGACUGGUUGAUUUCCUCAAUAAAUGGCUGCCCGGCAUGCUGCCCUCAUCGGGGAAGUUUGGCCUCUUUGCUGAAUUCAACAACUCCAACACCGGCCUGUUCACCAUUCACACUGGUCAAGACGACAUCAGGAAAGUCCACAAAGUCGACUCCUGGAACGGCCUGACGGAGCUGACCAACUGGAACACUGCUCAGUGUAACAUGAUCAAUGGAACAGCUGGACAGAUGUGGCCUCCCUUCAUGACCAGAGAGAGCACGUUACCUUUCUACAGCCCCGACGCCUGCAGAUCCAUGGAGCUCGUUUACCAGCGUGAUGGCGUGAUGAACGGCAUCCCUCUGUAUCGAUACGUUGCACCCAAGACGCUGUUCGCCAACGGGACCGAUUACGAGCCCAACGAAGGCUUCUGCCCCUGCAGACAGUCCGGUCUGCUGAACGUCAGCAGCUGCCGACACAACUCUCCGGUCUUCAUCUCUCAUCCUCACUUCUUUAACGCCGAUCCGGUGCUGCUGGACUUCGUUCAGGGUCUCAAGCCAACCGAAGACAAGCACGGCCUCUUCAUCGACAUCCACCCGCUGACGGGCGUCCCUCUGAACGUGUCCAUCCGUCUGCAGCUCAACCUCUACAUGAAGAGAGUUUCAGGAAUUACAGAAACUGGCAAGAUCUCUGAGGUGGUGAUGCCCAUGAUCUGGUUUGAGGAGAGCGGCUACAUAGACGGACCCAUCCUCAACACGUUCCACACCAACCUGGUGGUGCUGCCCUCUGUGAUGGAGUACAUGCAGUACGGCUUCAUCGCCCUCGGCCUGGCUACGAUAGUCAUCGCCGCCCUGCUGCACCACAAAGUGAAGAGGUCUCGUUCAAACGCGGCGAUGACUUCCAUCGGAGUGGACAACCCCGGGGCCUCCGAUAAAGAGCGGAUAAAAGGCACGCAUGACCACGAAACAAAGGAGAAAUAUAUCGCAAAUAGCUCAGAGAAGUAAAUGUGAAGGUGUCAGCACAUCCGAUGGGAACAAGAGCACUUCAGCCGGAGAGAGAGACCCUCUACUGCCGCAUGACAUGGACUGAUCUACACACACACACACACACACACACACACACACACACACAGCUGGUGUUGUGGACUCAACGUUAUCCCAGUUAUCUGGAACUGAAUCACUGACACAUGCCGCUCUGCUCGGCACAUUUCAAUGAAGCCAUAUUUUACCUUCAUCCUGUAAAGUUUAUGACACUCUCGGAGACUCCCUCUCACGUCAGUAGACGUGUUUGUGUCGAGGCUGUUGGGGUUGAGACUCCUUUAAGGCGGAGCGAGCGAAGACGCUCUGUCGCUUAAAAACACUUCUUUUUUGUACAAAAACAAACAUUUCCAGUGUGUUCAUUUGGCUCUGUACGACGGAGUGUUAUAGGGCCACACCGAGGGGAAAAAUACAGCUGAGAUUUAGAGAAAAAAGUCAGAAGUUUAAGAGAAAAAAUUCAUAAUAUUCUAAAGAAGUAAUUGUACGUAUUAUUUUAGAGGGUAAAUAGUGUGAAAAUGAGGAACGUGGAGCAUCUUGUGAAGUUAUACCUUAGGUUUCACAAAUAACCAAAUACUUAAUCUUAGAGUUAUGACUUUAUUCUCAUCAAAUUACG